This is a messenger RNA of Physcomitrium patens, 2235 nucleotides long. The record is from RefSeq and is a predicted model, not a curated record. Lineage: Eukaryota; Viridiplantae; Streptophyta; Bryopsida; Funariales; Funariaceae.
UACGCACUCAGAUGUUGCACCAACUGAUUUUGCGGCGUCUUGACGACGGGAUGUUGGAUUUGCAAGCCCAGUUUAAAAAAAUCGUGUGGCGUCUCAACUCACGACUAUACAUUAGGUCUUGCGUUUUGGAGAUGGCUGAAACGGGUCUGUGACAUCUGGAUGCUGUUUUGGGUCGGCAGGGAACUGCAGAUUUGGCUUAGAAUUUGUUUUAGGGUUAAUGUGUCUCAGAUUCCAGACUCGGAAAGAACACGCACGCGAGGACCUAAAUCACUUGUCAGAAUCAAUUUGAGGAAGGUGUACCGCAAGCAGCAUACAGCUCCUUGCGGGAGCGACGAGGCGUGGUUGCGGUGGGGAUUUCCGGAGGAGUGGAUUCCUCGAUUGCAGCUCUGCUCCUCCAACGCCAGGGAUAUGAAGUUUUUGGAGUGUAUAUGCGGAAUUGGGACGCUCGCGAUGAGGCAGGGGGUGGUCACUGCUCAGCUGAUCAGGAUUAUGAAGACGCGCAACGAGUUUGCGAACAUCUUGGCAUAAAAUUGCAUCACUUGGAUUAUCAGAAAAAGUAUUGGACUCAAGUUUUUGAGAAUUUUACGCAGAAAUUUGCUAUGGGCCUUACUCCUAAUCCUGAUCUUGAUUGUAAUCAACAUAUCAAGUUUGAUGCCCUGUUGGAGAAUGCUUUGCAAAUGGGGGCCGACAAAUUUGCUACAGGGCAUUAUGCUCGGCUCUCGCGACCUCAAUGUGGCGGUCCUGUGCAACUACUUCGUGGAAUUGACGAGGACAAAGAUCAAUCUUAUUUUCUAGCAUCUGUGGGCUCAGCUGCAUUUGAGAGGGUACUUUUCCCACUGGGUGGUUUAACAAAAGCUCAAGUUCGUGACCUAGCCCUGUCUGAAGGUCUUGUAACAGCCACCAAACGCAGCAGUGCUGGGAUCUGUUUUGUUGGGAGGCGCAAAUUUCGAGAUUUCAUAUCAGAGUACGUGGAAAUGGAGCCUGGUCCUUUUGUGUGCGUGGACGGGAACACCCACCUGGGUUUGCACACUGGUAUAGCAGCUUAUACACAUGGUCAAAGAGCAGGAAUUUCGGGCGUUCCCAAGCCGUUCUACGUUGUGGGAAAAGAUGUGCAAAACAACGUUGUCUAUGUGGCAAUGGGUGCGGACCAUCCUGCUCUCUUCUGCACUUCUGCCGUCGCAGGUGAUCCAUUUUGGAUAUCAGGAAGUCCCCCUAAGCAACUUCAGGAUGGCCAACCUCUCACAUGCAUGUUCAAAGCUCGCUACCGGCAGUCAUUGGAGAGGUGUACAGUUUGUUUCUUGGAUUCGAAAAAUGAGGUUGCAGUUUCUCAAAGUAUGGGUGUAGCUGGAAAACAUACCUCAGAGUUCAGAUCCAGCGAUUUUUGCCGCCCACCCCAUACCCUCGAAGAAGGAACAGGUCUAUUGCAGAUACGUUUUGAGGAGCCUACACGAGCCAUUACUCCAGGGCAAGCACUAGUAUUGUACGAUGGCGAUGUGUGCCUUGGUGCUAGUGUUAUAGCUUAUCCAGGCCCUUCACUUUUUGAGCAUAAUCAACUGCAGGAGGAGCUCAUUCAAGCUUCAGUCAAUAUUUAGGCAUGUGUCAAACUCCAUUACACAAUUACUGCUAAGCCAUGCCUUUUAGUUAAGGUACAGGGUUGUCCUGAAAAGUAAAAUAGGCAGCAGACGCAUAAAAAUUAAUUCAGAGGACGUAGCUGACACAAGGGAUGUCUCUGCGCAAGAGCCCGUCUUUGCGGUAGAUGUAUAUAGCACCCAAGGGACGUCAAGAAGGCUGGGAAGCAGAUUCUAGAGUUCUCAACCACCCCACGUUUUUCGAAAUUUUUGUUUAUUUUGACAAGUAGAAAUGCUUAGAAGAGAUGGUCAAUGUUUUUGUGAGUCCUUAGAGUUAACACCACUUUCAAUCACUCCUGGCAGGAUGUGCAUUGUGGACAUGUGACAUCCUAGAUCACUGGAAAGGUUUGGCUGCGAAGAAGAUUUAAGCCAGUUGAUGCAAUAUAGUAUCAGGUAGGCCAUUACCGGUUGGUUUUACAACACCCAUCAGAGCUCUAGAAGAAUAGAACUUGGUAUUCAAUUAAGAAACCAAAUACAUGUAACAGUGUGCCCAACUGGUUCCUGGAGAUUGCACCUUAUUGCUACCAGUUCAAGACACAGAUUCUGCAGUAAACAAGGUGCUGAAAUCUUGAAGACUGCAGUCACUUGAAUAGCCCAUUUAAAAACA